Molecule: messenger RNA, 207 nt
Organism: Wallemia ichthyophaga EXF-994
Lineage: Eukaryota; Fungi; Basidiomycota; Wallemiomycetes; Wallemiales; Wallemiaceae
Exons: 2
Coding region: 1-207 (68 amino acids)
Source: RefSeq, a predicted model, not a curated record
AUGGCUUCAAAUGCUCAAUUCGAAGAAAUGGUCGCUAUGAUGAACAGGGAGCGUGAAAAGGAGAAGAAGAAGCUGUUUUACGCCGAAGAUGAGAAGACAGAAACUGCCAUAAAAAACGAUUGGGGAUUUCUCGUCAAUCCCAAACAACGCAAGGAGGAUGCCACACCCUUGGCAUCAGUAAAAUAUAUGUCCAAGACGAAGCUAUAA